This is a messenger RNA of Hydra vulgaris (swiftwater hydra), 4563 nucleotides long. Lineage: Eukaryota; Metazoa; Cnidaria; Hydrozoa; Anthoathecata; Hydridae. The record is from RefSeq and is a predicted model, not a curated record.
UUAAGAAUGGUUUUUAAAUGUGUAAUUAAAUUUUUUCCUAACAAAUAAGCUAAUGUAUUAAAAAAUGUAUUAUAUGUACUGUGUAUGACUGAUGGAAUCGCGUUUCUCAUUUUGCGUGGUUUAUUUUUUUAUAUUUCAGUGAUAUGAAAAACCAGCAAAAAAUAAAUCAAGAAAAAAACAACGAGUCUGAACUUGAAUAUUUAAAAGUUGAAAAAUUUUCAAGCGAUGUGCUCGAUACAAUUGCAAACGAGUUGCAAAAUGAUUGGAUAAAACUUGCUCGUUUUUUGGGCAUCAGUAAGAAAGAAAUAAGAAGAGUUAAGCUUGAGUUUAAAACAGCUCGCGAACAAAGUUAUGAAAUAUUGCAUAGUUGGUGUAGAUACAACCCAGAUAAAACAUGGAACGACUUGAAAUCUGUUUUAAAAUUUUGUGAAUGUAAAGACGCCAUUAAUAAAUGUGAAAGAACUUUUACAGAUGUAAAAAACAAGCUUGAAUUAAAUCAAAAAGAAAACUAUGAGUAUGAAUUUGAAUAUUUAAAAGUUGAAAAACUUUCAAGAGAUGUAAUCAAUACAUUUGCAAACGAGUUGCAAAAUGAUUGGAUAAAACUUGCUCGUUUUUGGUGCAUCAGCAAGAAAGAAAUAAAAAGAAUUACGCGUGAGUACAAAACAGCUCGAGAACGAAGUUAUGAAAUGUUGAAUAGUUGGUGUAGAUACAACCCAGAUAAAACAUGGAACGACUUAAAAUCUGUUCUAUUUUUUUGUGAACGUAAAGAUGUCAUUAUUAAAUGUGAAAAAACUUUUAAAGAUGUGGAAGACCAGCUUGAAUUAAAUCAAGAAGAAAACAAUGAGUUCAAAUGUGAAUAUGUGAAAGUUGAAAAACUUUCAAGCGAUGUGCUCAAUACAUUUGCAGACGAGUUGCCAAAUGAUUGGAUAAAACUUGCUCGUUUUUUGGGCAUAAGUAGGAAAAAUAUAAAAAAAGUUAAAUGUAAGUACGAAACAUCUCGAGAUCAAAGUUAUGAAAUUCUCAGUAGGUGGUGUAGAAAUAACCCAGAUAAAACAUGGAGUGGUUUAAAAUCCGGUUUAUUAUUUUGUGGACGUAAAGAUGUCAUUAAUAAAUGUGAAAGAAAAAUAACAGUACGUUCAAUACUUGGUGUUCAACCUUCUUCUUCAAGCUUAUAUCUACGUGAAAAAGAACUUUGCGAAAUUCAUAAAUAUUUUAUUACACCACAAGGUGAAAAAAAUUUAACCGUAGUAUUAUAUGGAAUGUCUGGUGUCGGAAAAACACAACUUGCCAAAAAAUAUUGUGAAGUUCAUUAUAAACUUUACAAAAAUAUCGUUUGGGUAGAUGCAGCGUUUGGAAAACUACAAACUUCAAUGAAAAAAAUUUGCCAAAAAUUAGGUUUAAAUGUACAAAAUUCGAAAGGCGAAUAUUUUGAUAUAGAUGUGAUUCUUGAGAAAGUUCAUAACUAUUUUAAAAAUGAAAAAACUUUGUACAUUUUUGACAACGUUGAUGAUGAAAGUGUUCGAAAUUUGAAAAUGUACAUUUCAAACCAACCAAACUCAUUUACUUUGAUAACCUCUCAAUGGAGAAUAUGGUCAAAUAAUGUAAAUAAAAUGCACAUUGAUGUUUUUACUUUUGAAGAAGCUUUUACUUAUGUAAAAGAUAAUAUUAAGGAAAACACCAACGAUAACAUAAAAAACCUAAUUAGAGAAUUAGGUUAUCAUCCAUUUGCAAUUACUCAAGCAAUAAAAUAUUUAAUUAUGCAUAAUAUUACGAUCGAAAAAUAUAUAAACUGGUAUAGAUCAGAACCCUUAAAACUACUAGACAAUGACAUCAUUCCAACAGAAGAAGAGUCAAAAUCUGUAAUAAAAACAAUCAACUUAGUUUUAUUAAAAUUAGAAAAAGACAAAGAAAAACUUUUCCCUUUACAUUUAUUAAAUUGCUUAUCUCAUUGCGAUGGACAAAACAUAAGUAAAAAAUUUAUAAUCCAAAUAUCAAAAAACAUGGAAAUAUUCAGAAAAGUUUUGAUAGAUGAGGCAAUUGUUUUAUUAUUGAGUUAUUCUUUACUAGAUCGUUUGGAUGAUAAAAAAUAUUCAAUGCACGAUCUAACACAGUUAGCGUGUAGACAUUUUCAAAAUAAAAAUUCAAGUACAAAUACUUAUCUUAGCUUAUUAGAAAAUUAUUUUAAAGCUGAGUUGAACGGCGUAGAAUAUCAUGUAGAAUAUGGCAAAAACUUUGUAUUUCAUUUUAUCAAUAUGUUUCGCAUUCAAAGAGAAAGAAUGUCAAAAACUUUCCAUCUUAUGAUGGAUUCUAUUGAAAAAUUAUUAUUAUGUAAAGGUUUAUUUCAAGAAGCAAUCGAAAUAUUGAAAGCUGUUCAAUGUUUUUUAGAAGAGACUUAUGGAGAAAAUACUAUAGUUCCCAUUUUAGCAAAAUACAAAAUUGCAAACUGUUUAUACAGUAUGGGAAAAUAUAAAGAUGCUUUAGAAAUUUAUUAUUCUUUUGAUAAAAUAUUGAUUGAAUUUUUUGGUUACAAUACUGAUUUUACAACAACAAAAACGAAAAUCGCACUUUGUUUGCUUGAUAUGGGAAAAUAUAACGAUGCUUUAGAAGUUCUAUAUCCUCUUGAAAAAAUAGAAACUGAAACUUUAGGUAAAACCCAUCCAGAUACAAUGACAACAAAACAUAACAUUGCAUGUUGUUUAUACGAAAUUGGAAAAUAUAACGAAGCUUUAGAAAUUAACUUUUUGAUUAAUGAAAUACAAACUGAAGUUUUAGGAACUAACCAUCCCGCUACAAUGACAACAAACUUAAAUAUUGCACAUUGUUUUUCCGAAAUGGGAAAAUAUAGCAAAGCUUUAGAAAUUUAUUACUCUGUUGAUAAAUUACAAACUGAAAGUUUAGGUAUCAACCAUCCUGAUACAAUGCGUACAAAAGGUUUUAUCGCACUCUCUUUAUACGAAAUAGAAAGAUUUAAGGAAGCUUUAGAAAUUUAUGAGUCUAUUGAUGAAAUGCAAACUAAAAUCUUAGGUUUAAACCAUCCAUCUACAACGAGGACAAAAUACAAUAUUGCUCUCUGUUUAGAAGAAACUGAAAAAUCUAACGAAGCUCUAAUAAUUUAUAAUUCUAUUGAAAAAAUACAAACUGAAUUUUUAGGUGUUGACCAUCCAUUUACACUGGACACAAAAUAUAAAAUAGCAUGCUGUAUCAGAGAUAUGGGAAAAUACAACGAAGCAUUAGAAAUGUUUUAUUCUGUUAUCAAAAUACAAACUCAAAGUUUAGGUCUAAACCAUCCAUCUACAACAAAAACAAAGAUUAGCAUUACAAGCUGUUUGUGCGAAAUGGGAAAAUGUAACGAAGCAUUAGAAACUUUAUAUUCUGUGGAAAAAAUGCAAACUGAAAUAUUAUGUUUCAACUUUUCAUUAACAAUUCAAAUAAAAAUACAUUUCGCAAAUUGUUUUUUCAAAAUGAAAAAAUAUAAGGAAGCUUUAGAAAUCCUUUAUUUUAUAGAAAAACUACUCACUGAAACUUCACAUAUUAAUAAGUUAAUGAAUACAAAAAAACUUAUUGCAAUUUGUUUGUGCAAAAUGAAGAAAUUUAAUGAUGCUCUAGAAAUUGUAAAUAGCGUUGAUAAAACACUAACUGAAACUUUAGGUAUCAGCAAUCAAUCAAUGAUGAGUGUAAAAAAAACAAUUGCUGACUCUUUGUGCAAAAUAGGAAAACAUAAGGAAGCAUUAGAAAUUUAUUAUUCAAUUAACAAGUUACUAAUCGAAAGUUUAGAUUUAGACCAUUCAUUUAAAAUAAGUAUAAAUUUGAGUUUGGCAUUUUGUUUGUACAAAAUGGAAAAAUAUAACGAAUCUUUAGAAAUUUAUUAUUCUGUUGAUAAAAUACUAACUGAAAUUUCACCUAUCAACCAUACAAAUAUAAUAAUGUUGAAAAAUAAUACUGCAUGGUGCUUGUUCAAAAUAGGAAAAUACAUCGAAGCUUUAGAACUUUUGUAUUCAGUUGAUAAAAUACAAAGUGAAUUAUCAGGUGAGAACUAUUCAUACAUAUUGACAAUAAAAGAAAAUAUUGUAGAAUGUUUGCUCGAAAUGGGAAAAUAUAACGAAGCUAUAGAACAUUUGUAUUUUAUUGAUAAAAUACAAACUAAAACUUUAGGUAUCAACCAUACAUCUACAAGAAAUACAAAACGUUUUAUUGCAAACUGUUUACUAAAUAUGGGAAAAUUCAGUGAAGCUUUAGUUAUUAUAUUUUCUAUUAACAAUUUAAACUUCGAAAACUUUGUUACAAACCUUUCAACUACAACGGAAAAAAAAAUUUAUUAUUUAGAAAUUUAGAUGAACAUUGAAUUGAUUAACAUUUUUAAUUAUUCUUAAAAUCAAUAAAAAUAAUAUUUCAAAUGGGAGUACAGUAAAAUGAUAUCUCGACAUAGCAUUUGUGUUUCGCUCAUCGAAGAAGAAAGUAGUCACUUCAAUACUAUAGAAAAAUGUACUAAAAAUUAAUAAAAAUUUAUAUUCUAUAAAAUAUAUGUAUUAAUAAUUAACAUUAAAAUAAUAACAUUAAUUUCAU